Messenger RNA from Carlito syrichta (Philippine tarsier), 8046 nucleotides. RefSeq names its product cell adhesion molecule L1 like (gene CHL1). The transcript is spliced from 28 exons. Gene Ontology annotation, biological process: brain development; cell-cell adhesion. Bases 646 to 4317 code for a protein of 1223 amino acids. Lineage: Eukaryota; Metazoa; Chordata; Mammalia; Primates; Tarsiidae. The record is from RefSeq and is a predicted model, not a curated record. Gene Ontology annotation, molecular function: cell-cell adhesion mediator activity.
AGAGAUCCUACCUCUUUUGAUCAGAGAUGUUGAAAAUGACGAGCAAAGUUUUGGCUUGGUCCCUUGCUUUCCACAGGAGAAUCACAUCUUAACCCUGUAACUCUCCCUGUCCCGUGGGAGUGUGCAAAGGGAGGGAAAAUAAGCGGCGUGGGUGAGGGGUGGCGGAGCAGAGCCGAGGAAGAGAGGCGGAGAGGCGUGAGCCAGCCUCUAGCAGGAGGGCGUGGAUCCCCGUACAAGCCAGAACAGGUCCUGCCUUCUCGCGGCCAGUGCCAGCGGCAGGAGGAGACAGGCGGGAUCUCCGUGGACAGACUCGGGGUGCAGACCAGCGGGAAGCGGCUGGCGAGAAACUCCCGCGGAUCUACCCGGAACGACUGAACCCUUCCCGUCCCUCUCCCCGCUCCCGGCCAGCUUGGGGGAGAAGUUUCCCGAGGGAAGGCACAGGACUAAUCGCGUGCGGGAGGCGACUCAGGUGCUGUAAACUGCAAACAAUGAUUCUGUCUUAAUAUUGCAAACAUACCAUAGUGGAACUAAGGGGAACUUAAUUUACCGUUUCCAGGUUAACUAAGGUCUCUUCAGCUUUAAAUCAAAAGUAAGAGGAGACAUUAAGAUCGUCAUUCUUUCUGAAUUGUUUCCUUUUGAAGAGCAAUGGAGAUACUUUUAAGUGGAAGAAGAUUACUCAUACUUGUAAUUUUGUUAAAAUUCUCAACAGCGAUUGAAAUACCACCCUCAGUUCAACAGGUUCCAACAAUCAUAAAACAGUCAAAAGUGCAAGUUGCCUUUCCCUUUGAUGAGUAUUUUCAAAUUGAAUGUGAAGCUAAAGGAAAUCCCGACCCAAUAUUUACAUGGACUAAGGAUGACAAGAUUUUUGAUCUCUCUGACCCUCGGAUAAUUAUAUCUAAUAAUUCAGGAACAUUCAAGAUCCCAAAUGAAGGGCACAUAUCUCACUUUCAGGGGAAAUACCGCUGCUUUGCUUCUAAUAAACUGGGAAUGGCUAUGUCAGAAGAAAUAGAAUUUAUAGUUCCAAGUGUUCCAAAGUUCCCAAAAGAAAAAAUUGACCCUCUUGAAGUGGAGGAGGGAGAUCCAAUUGUCCUCCCAUGCAACCCUCCCAAAGGCCUCCCACCUUUACACAUUUAUUGGAUGAAUAUUGAGUUAGAACACAUUGAGCAAGAUGAACGAGUAUACAUGAGCCAAAAGGGAGAUCUGUACUUCGCAAAUGUGGAAGAAAAAGACAGUCGGAAUGAUUACUGUUGCUUUGCUGCAUUUCCAAGAUUAAGGACUAUUGUACAGAAAAUGCCAAUGAAACUAACAGUUAACAGUUUAAAGCAUGCUAAUGACUCAAGUUCAUCCACAGAAAUUGGUUCCAAGGCAAAUUCAAUCAAGCAAAGAAAACCCAGACUGCUGUUGCCUCCUAUGGAGAGUGGCAGUGAGUCUUCAAUGAUCAUCCGCAAAGGGGAAACCCUGCUGCUUGAGUGUUUUGCUGAAGGCCUACCAACUCCACAGGUAGAUUGGAACAAAAUGGGUGGUGACUUGCCAAAGGGAAGAGAAACAAAAGAAAAUUAUGGCAAGACUUUGAAGAUAGAGAAUGUCUCCUACCCGGACAAAGGAAAUUAUCGCUGCACAGCCAGCAAUUUCUUGGGAACAGCCACUCAUGAUUUUCAUGUUAUAGUAGAAGAACCUCCUCACUGGACAAAGAAACCUCAAAGUGGUGUGUAUAGCACCGGGAGCAGUGGUAUAUUGUUAUGUGAGGCUGAAGGAGAACCUCAGCCCACAAUCAAGUGGAGAGUUAAUGGCUCCCCAAUUGACAAUCAUCCAUUUGCUGGUGAUGUUGUCUUCCCCAGGGAAAUCAGUUUUACCAAUCUACAACCAAAUCACACUGCUGUAUACCAGUGUGAAGCCUCAAACGUCCACGGAACUAUCCUUGCCAAUGCCAAUAUUGACGUUGUGGAUGUUCGUCCACUAAUACAAACUGAAGAUGAAGAAGAUUAUGCUACAGUGGUUGGGUACAGUGCUUUCUUGCAUUGCGAAUUCUUUGCUUCACCCGAGGCAAUAGUGUCCUGGCAGAAGGUGGAGGAAGCAAAACCCCUGGAAGGCAGGCGGUACCAUAUCCAUGAAAAUGGCACAUUACAGAUCAACAGAACCACUGAAGAAGAUGCUGGGUCUUACUCUUGUUGGGUAGAAAAUGCCAUAGGAAAAACUGCAGUCACAGCCAAUUUGGAUAUUAGAAAUGCUACGAAGCUUACAGUUCUUCCUAAGAAUCCUCGUAUCCCCAAAUCACAUAUACUUGAAUUACAUUGCGAGAGCAAUUGUGACUCACAUUUGAAACAUAGUUUAAAGUUAUCCUGGAGUAAAGAUGGAGGAGCCUUUGAAAUUAAUGGCACAGACGAUGGCAGGAUAAUUAUUGACGGAGCUAAUUUGACCAUAUCAAAUAUCACUUUAGAGGAUCAAGGUAUUUACUCCUGUUCAGCUCAAACUGCUCUAGAUAGUGUUGCAGAUAUAACUCAAGUAAUUGUCCUUGAUGUUCCGGAUCCACCAGAAAACCUUCAUUUGUCUGAAAGACAGAACAGGAGUGUUCGACUGACCUGGGAUGCUGGAGAUAAUCACAAUAGCAAUAUUAGUGAGUAUAUUGUUGAAUUUGAAGGAAACAAAGAAGAACCUGGAAGGUGGGAGAAAUUGACUAGAGUCCAAGGAAAGGCAAGAACAGUCAUGUUACCUUUGGCUCCAUAUGUGAGAUACCAGUUCAGAGUCAUAGCUGUGAACGAAGUAGGGAGAAGUCAACCUAGCCAGCCAUCAGAACAUCAUGAAACACCACCAGCAGCUCCAGACAGGAAUCCACAAAACAUAAAGGUUCAAGCUUCUCAACCCAAGGAAAUGAUUAUAAAAUGGGAGCCUUUGAAAGCCAUGGAGCAGAAUGGACCAGGACUGGAGUACAGAGUGUCCUGGAAGCCACAGGGAGCCCCAGUGGAGUGGGAAGAAGAAACAGUCACAAACCAUACGUUACGGGUGAUGACACCUACUGUCUAUGCUCCUUAUGAUGUCCAAGUCCAAGCUAUCAAUCACCUCGGCUCAGGGCCUGAGCCUCAAUCAGUGACUCUCUAUUCUGGAGAAGACUAUCCUGAUACAGCUCCAGUGAUCCAUGGGGUGGACGUUAUAAACAGUACAUUAGUUAAAGUUACCUGGUCAACAAUUCCAAAGGACAGAGUACAUGGACGUCUGAAAGGAUAUCAGAUAAAUUGGUGGAAAACAAAAAGUCUGUUGGAUGGAAGAACACAUCCCAAAGAAGUGAAUAUUCUAAGAUUUUCAGGACAAAGAAACUCUGGAAUGGUUCCUUCCUUAGAUGCCUUUAGUGAAUUUCACUUAACAGUCUUAGCUUAUAAUUCUAAAGGAGCUGGUCCAGAAAGUGAGCCUUAUAUAUUUCAAACACCAGAAGGAGUACCCGAACAGCCAACUUUCCUCAAGGUCAUCAAAGUUGAUAAAGACACUGCCACUUUAUCUUGGGGACUACCUAAUAAAUUAAAUGGAAAUUUAACUGGCUAUCUAUUACAAUACCAAAUAAUAAAUGACACCUAUGAGAUUGGAGAAUUAAAUGAUAUCAACAUUACAACUCCAUCAGAACCUAGUUGGCGUCUCUCAAACCUCAAUGCAACUACCAAGUAUAAAUUCUACUUGAGGGCUUGUACUUCAAAGGGUUGUGGAAAACCAAUCACUGAGGAAAGCUCCACAUUAGGAGAAGGGAGUAAAGGUAUCAGGAAGAUAUCAGAAGGAGUAAAUCUUACUCAAAAGACUCACCCAAUAGAGGUAUUUGAGCCGGGAGCAGAGCAUAUAGUUCGCCUAAUGACUAAGAAUUGGGGUGAUAACGAUAGCAUUUUUCAAGAUGUAAUUGAGACAAGAGGGAGAGAAUAUGCUGGUUUAUAUGAUGACAUCUCCACUCAAGGAUGGUUUAUUGGAUUGAUGUGUGCAAUUGCUCUUCUCACUCUAGUAUUGUUAACUGUUUGCUUUGUGAAGAGGAACAGAGGUGGAAAGUACUCGGUGAAAGAGAAAGAAGAUUUGCAUCCAGAUCCAGAAGUCCAGUCAGUAAAAGACGAAACCUUUGGUGAAUAUAGUGACAGUGAUGAAAAACCUCUAAAAGGAAGUCUUCGGUCCCUUAAUAGGAAUAUGCAGCCCACCGAAAGUGCUGACAGCUUAGUCGAGUAUGGAGAAGGAGACCAUGGUCUAUUCAAUGAAGAUGGAUCAUUUAUUGGUGCUUAUGUUGGAUCUAAGGAGAAAGGGUCUGUGGAAAGCAAUGGAAGUUCUACAGCAACAUUUCCACUCCGGGCAUAAGCAUAACACAUAUAAGCAACAUUACUGAUUCACCCCAACCGUCCAUAUUUAUCCAUUCAAGGGAGCAAGAACUUUCAUAUAGGAAUAGAAACAUAUUGGUUGAAGAUUUCAUCCAGAAUUCAACAUCCUGAAAUUAUGUUGAGAAAAAUAGUACUGCCUUCAAAAAAUAAAAUGCCAAGCAUUUCAGGCCCAUGUUUUGUUUUUAUUUUCAGGUGCUCAAAUGCAGAACACAAAACAAAACCUGUAUUUAGAUUCACCUCAACUGAAUCCAAAGUACACAUUCAUUGUACUCUCUAUUUGCCUGAAAUUACUGUGUUUGCAUAGAUGUUGCUACCUUGUGAGUUUAUCUCCAUAUGCACAUUUGUAUUCAGUCUCUGAGAACUGUCUUAGUAACUUUGCUUCACUACAGCUUAAAAGAUCAUAACCAAACUGGUUAUUUAAAAUAUAAAAAGGAAUAUGAAUGUCUUAUUAAAAAAGUUCAUUAAAUAUAUACAGUCUAAAUUUAUUAUUUAAAUUUUAAUAGCAAAACUCUUAGGUGAACAAUCAACUAGUAUUUAUUGAGCGCCUAACUACUUGCCAAGAGAUGGUGAUGCUUAAACAGAAUUACAACUUUCAACAUGAAUUUUUUUAAUUUCUAUCUGUUGUGGCAUUCAUCAGCAUCUUUGUUUUUUUGUGGGAGAUUUUUUUGUGUAUGUGUUUGUUUUUUUUUUUCUUGGACUAAAUUCAGCUGCAUAGAAAGUGGUGGUCAGAGGUUAUUUUAUAAAAGAACAGGAAUAAGGUGUCCACUAUGGUUCUGGAUUCUAAUAACUGUAUUUACUUAAUAUCUUAAUUCCUAAAUUGACUGCUUUUACCUUUUUUCUAUGUUUAUAUAAUGGUAUGCUUGCAUAUAUUUCAUGAAUGCACUGUACCUAUUAUGUUGAUAUUGACACAAUUUAAAAUAUAGAUGUGUUUUAUUUUGAAGUGAGAAAAAGAACAUUAACAGGCAUGUCUGUACAACUAGAGUAUAUAGUAAGUUUUCAUUUUUCAUCAUUUCAGAGCUACAACCAAUAACCUGAGGUUUCAAAACUGAAAACUUUGUAUAAAUCAUUUGGAUUUUGUUCUUAUAUUGCUUUUUUCAACAGUUUCAAAAUAAAAUAUCAUAUAAAUAUUGAGGGAAAUCUUUUCCUAUUUUUAAAAAUAAGUUUUUUGUUCUUAUUGAGUGUAAUCCUACCCUAGCCUCCUGAAAGAAAAACUGUUUACAGUAGAAAUUCCUGUACAUAUGUUUGCCUAUAUCACAUCUUAAACAUCUUUAUGGUGAGCUCUUUCCCCCCCCCCCAUAUCCUUCUUCUGUCAAAGUCAGUACAAAUUCAGGGACUCUAUUUCCUGGCAUGUAUGUUAAUAGACCUUUUAAAAUUGUACACAGAGAUGUUUUUAAAAUAGUAUGAGUGAUUAUGCAUACAAUAAGUAAAAUUCAGUAUUCAACUUUGCAUUUUAGGAAACGAUUUUUAAACUUACCCUGAAAUUCUUAUCUAUGUUUAAGUGAAAUUGACUCACAGAUUUUACUUUAGUUUUUGAACUUCAAUUAUGGGUAUAUGCUGUUAACUCUUCAAAUUUGAUCUAUGUGACCCUUUAUAUUUCUUAGAAACAAAAAUUAGGGACAUUUAUAACGGUCAGUGUAGUAAUGCCCAUGGAAUAUCUACUUGUCUUUUUUAACCCCCACAUGUCCUCCAAAAAUGCAUAGGCAGGAAAAGAAUAUCUAUUUAAAACCAUACUUCAUGGGCUCAGGAUUUGACUAUACUCCUGAAAGUAAGCAUUUCAAAGGGGGAAGGCAUCUUGGUUCCCCACCCUAUGUGAGUGUGAGGAUGCACACAACCAUCAGUGCAACCAGAGCUCCAUCCCCACCUAAUAUCUAAGUUACAUUUUUUUCUGGAGGAACAGUUAUCUAGUUUUAAUUUAUCUGGGAGGAAUUUGUGGUGCUCAGCUACCGAUAAGGUAAAGAUUGGGACUUUCAAGUUUAGUUUUGCUAGUAUUCUAUGUCUCCUUCUUUGUCAUCAGCCAAAAGUGGUUUUAAGAGAGUCAUGCAGGUUAGAAAUAAUGUCAAAACAACCUUUGGAAUGUAAUACUCUUUAAGUCAUAAGUUAAUAAAAAUACUGAAAUAACUGAAAUACUUGCGGUUUCUAAAUAUUCUCUAGCUGUCUGAGACUCAAGGGUGUUCAUAUUUUCUGAAUGAUCAAAACUUACAGAUAUGAAUACAGAGAUUAUGACUACCUUUUGCUACCAUUAUUAUCUUUUCUAACUACUAUUUGGCUUUUACUGUAAAGCUUUACACAGAAGGAAUAAGUUCAUGACUGCCCCAAUUUAAAUUGUGAAAUUAUAUUAUUCAUAUAUUUUAUGAAUCAGAAUAAGCUUCAAAUACAAAAAAAUCCAAAUAGAUUAGAAUGGAUUUCAUUGUUUUCCCUCAGACAAUUAGUAACAGAGUCCAUGAUGUGCAAUGGUGUUUAUAAAUGGGCAGUGAUUGUUUGCAAAAUGCUCACUGAGUGAUAAGGCAAUAGCUAAUAUUUAGAACUUUGUUUUUGAUUGGAUUUACAUUAACUUUCUCUAGUCUACUGUCAAUAUUGUUUUAAUGUAAUUGAUUGUAUAUAAUCUCAAGGAUGGUUGGUAGGGAUGAGUUCCUAGAGAGCUGUCCGAGGGUUGGGAAAAUCCAAGUUCUCUUCCUGGUUCCAGCACUGAUUUUGUACCUAAACUUUAGGCAAGUUGCUUAACCUUUUUGCUUCAAGCUCUAACUAUAAAGUGCUAAUGAUUAACUCAGUUACCUUAUCUUUGUCACAGGGUGUUCUUUUUUAUGAAGAAAAAAUUGAAAAUGAUAAAAGCUAAGAUGCCUUUUAACUUCAUAAACAGACCUGUAAUCUAAUUAUGUAUCUAAAAGUCACCCCCACGCACCAACUCAACUUUUCUCCUGUGAACACAUAAAUAUAUUUUUAUAGAUAAACAAAUCUACAGACAAUAAAAUAAAUCUACUGUUCAAUGAACAGUAUGAUUUGCACAUGCCAUUUAAAAUUAUUAAUCAGAAUAAAAUUAAGCAGGGUCUUUGCUAUACAAAAGUGUUUUCCACUGAUUUUGCAUGCGUAUUUAUAAGAAAAAAUGUGAAUUUGGUGAAUUUUAUUCUAUUGGUAUAAAGGCAUCAAUAUUUUAGAUGUACCCAUGUUUAUAAAAAUGUAGAGCACAAUGAAAUUAUUUGCUGGAAAUCUCAAAUAAUAUUUUUUCCUAUUUUAUAUUCAUGGAAGAGAUAAGUUAAAGAGAGGACAAUGAGAAAUGUUGGUGUGUUUUUCUAAGCAUUUAAAACAUAAUUGCCAAUUGAAGCCCUAAAUAUGUUUACCUGCCAUUAAGAUAUGAUUCUUGUGACAGUUUUAAAUUGGUUAUAAUGGCAUUGGGUUUGUAUUCUGUCGUAGUAUAUAUUCUCGUGUUCCUAUAGUGAAAUAAGUAAGGUUGAGCCAAAGCGUACUUUGUUUUGUACCUGAAAUUGUUUGAUUACAUCAUCAAAAGAAAUAAAAGGUAUGUAGAACAGGUUCACCUGAUUAUCUUUUUCUUUUGGCUUAGAUUAAUAUUCAUAGUAGGCCUUUAUUAAAAAAAGUGUUUGUAUUGUAGGUGGUGUUUGUAUUAUGCUUAUGAAUAUGUAUGGUUUAAAAAUAUUUUCAUUAUACAUGAAAUUCAACUUUCCAAAUAAAAGUUCAACUUCAUGUACUCUAAAAA